This is a messenger RNA of Ruditapes philippinarum (Manila clam), 1124 nucleotides long. RefSeq lists its product as uncharacterized. Bases 154 to 855 code for a protein of 233 amino acids. The transcript has 3 exons. The record is from RefSeq and is a predicted model, not a curated record. NCBI's taxonomy places the organism in Eukaryota, Metazoa, Mollusca, Bivalvia, Venerida, Veneridae.
ACAUGAGAGGGAAAGAACGAGAACAACGAGGAAAACGUUGUGUAUCAGGAAGUCUAAUAGAACAUUAGCAUUGCCUUUAUUAGCCUCAUGAUGUAUUGGCAUAUAAUGUGAACAUAACUUCCCUUUUGUUUUAAAUAUAAUUUAUUAUACUGUAUGUUUGCCAUGAAUAAUAAUAUCAGUUUCUCUUUCGGAUUAUUUUCAAUUAUUUUAGUAGCAUGUGUGGUCACUGGAACGGGCGUGGUUAAAGACUGUUUUAGUACAACGGUAGAUGACUACAUCGGACAUCAGCAGACGACAGAGAAUGGGACACCAUGCAUAAGAUGGGAUUCUCCCUCCGACAAAAAUACUUACACAAAUGACCAUUUCCGUGAUGCUACUGUAUCAGAUGCAGCCAACUUUUGUCGUAAAGUUGGAAAGAAUAAUCUCUGGUGUUGGACGUCAAACAAUGGCGCUUGGGGCACAUGUGGAAUUGGAAAAUGUGUUAAUGACUUUGUAGAAAAAUGUGGAAAUUUGAAAAUUAAGCAACCAGCUUUACUUGGCAGGAACGUCACUUUUACUUUUACACCGGACUCAUAUGAUUCAAAUGCAAUUCUGGAAUGGCAACGUGCAGCUGAAGGAAACCCAUGGUAUACUCGUCCCUUAACAUACAAGUUCACACAGUAUAAUAAAAAUGGAACAUACUUCAUGGUCUUAAAAGACAGUUUAGCUGCAGACAGUUCAACUACAAAUGACGAAGUUAAUUACCGAAUACAUUAUUACAACGAAAGCAUACGCUGCCGGAUGGAAACAGGAAAACUUGAACUUGAUGGUAAUGCUAUUUCUUAUCAAUGCCAUUUAGAUGGCACAAGUAAGUAAUUAAGAAUUUAGAAAACACAAAAAUGUGAAAGCGAUUUAAGCCAUUUUACAAUUUCAAGGACAUUCAUGAAGUUAUGACUGUAGUCCAUAUUCAUAGUCUUUUAGUUUUAAAUGAGUUGCGGUGCAUAUAUACGGGAUUAUUGGCGUCCGCGCCGAAGCGCGACGCCCCUUAUGGAAUGAAAUCAGAUUUUGUGAAAGGGCAAUUGCUACUUCUCGGGCGUUUUCGUCUGUCAUAAUAGCCGAUCAUUCCGAUUGGUAUGAGGAAAAAU